GGCUAUGUUUGGGAUGAGAAUGAGGCUCCAUCAUCCUCCCAGAGCUGCGAGCAUCUUCUCUGCCGAGUGAAAAAAAAGAACCUCCUACGUCUACAUGUUAACUGACUAGGAUAGGAUCUCCAAAGCAACACAGAAAAUCAGAGGAUUAGAACAACAGCCUCCAUCAUCAUGGCCAGAAACCGCAAAGACAGGGAUAGCUGGGGGACCUUCCCUGACAAGUACGACUGGAGCUCGGAGGAGGAGGAGCCCGACGGACGGGCGCGGCCCGUGCAGGUGCUGGUCGUCAAGGACGACCACUCCUUCGAGCUGGACGAGGCGGCGCUCAGCCGCAUCCUGCUGUCUGAGGAGGUCCGGGACCGGGAGGUGGUGGCCAUCUCUGUGGCCGGAGCGUUCCGGAAGGGAAAGUCCUUCCUCAUGGACUUCAUGCUGCGCUACAUGUACAAUCAGGCCUCAGACGGUUGGCUGGGGGAACCCGACGAGCCGCUCACCGGCUUCUCUUGGAGGGGCGGGUCCGAGCGGGAGACCACUGGCAUCCAGAUCUGGAGUGAAGUCUUCCUGGUGGACAAGCCAGAUGGCCGGAAGGUGGCGGUGUUGCUAAUGGAUACGCAGGGCACCUUUGAUAGCCAGUCAACACUGAGGGACUCUGCCACCGUGUUUGCUCUCAGCACCAUGAUAAGUUCCAUGCAGGUGUACAACAUCUCUCAGAACGUACAGGAAGAUGAUCUUCAGCACUUACAGCUCUUCACUGAGUAUGGCAGACUAGCCAUGGAAGAAACAUUCCUGAAACCUUUCCAGUCGAUGAUUUUCCUGGUUCGAGACUGGAGCUUUCCCUACGAAUUCUCCUACGGACAGGAGGGAGGCAUGCAGUUUCUGGAAAAGAGGCUCAAGAUUUCCGAGAACCAGCACGAGGAGCUGCAGAACGUCCGCAAGCACAUCCACUCCUGCUUCACAAACAUAUCCUGCUUCCUCAUGCCCCACCCUGGCCUCAAGGUGGCCACCAACCCAAACUUUGACGGACGGCUCAAAGAGAUAGACCAGGAGUUCAUCAACAACCUGCUGGUGCUGGUUCCCUGGCUGCUCAGCCCACGCAACCUGGACGUGAAGGAGAUCAACGGCAACAACAUCACCUGCCGCGGCCUGGUGGAGUACUUCAAAGCUUACAUUAAGAUUUACCAGGGAGAGGAGCUGCCUCAUCCAAAAUCCAUGCUGCAGGCUACAGCAGAGGCCAAUAACCUCGCAGCGGUGGCAGCAGCAAGGGACUUGUACAACAAGAAGAUGGAGGGGGUGUGCGGGGGCGACCGGCCCUUCCUGGCCCCCAGCGAGCUGCAGGCGAGGCACGGGGAGAUCCGGGAGGAGGCGCUUCAGCUGUUCCGGGGGGUGAAGAAGAUGGGCGGGGAGGAGUUCAGCCGCCGCUACCUGCAGCAGCUGGAGGCGGAGAUCGACGAGGUCUUCGUCCAGUACAUCAAACACAACGACUCCAAGAACAUCUUCCACGCCGCCAGGACCCCCGCCACGCUCUUCGUCGUCAUCUUCGUCAUGUACGUGGUGGCCGGGGUGACGGGCUUCGUGGGCGUGGACAUCAUCGCCAGCGUGUGCAACAUGAUCCUGGGCCUGGCGCUCAUCACGCUCUGCACCUGGGCCUACAUCCGCUACUCCGGGGAGUACCGCGAGCUCGGGGCCGUCAUCGACCAGGUGGCCGGAGCGCUGUGGGACCAGGGAAGCACAAACGAGCCGUCUCCCCCCUGGCAGGCUCUCUACAAGCUGUACAGCGCGGCCGCCAGCCACAGGCCCCUGUACCACCACGCCUUCCCCGGCCCCCAGGCCGACCCCCCCGAGGAGCAGGACAGGAAGAGGAACUGAAGCGCGCCCCCCAAAUGCCUGGGCAGUGCACCGCAGGGGCUUCUGGGUCACCACGACGUAGCAUGACGGACAGAGAGAGGGAGGGGCGGAGCAUCCUCAACCCACUGGGCACUCUUUUAUUAUUCUCUGAUUGACAGGACAAGUCUAGUAACGCAUUCACUACUAUAUAGCUAAAAUGGGAACAAAGUGGGAUCCACUACACUACAAGCUGAAUCCCCUACUGAUGGGGCAAGGCUUCAAAACAAUGGAAAUCACGCGUCAUUGUUAUUUUUCAAACUUAAUUUAUCCAGUGUUUUUUUCUCUCUCCUUUGUUUCAAGGUAAAAAAACAAACAAAAAAAAACAACCCCAUAUGUACAUAAUCAUUUUAAAGGAUAAGGGGUGAGACUGUACAAAAUACAGGGCUGCACAGGUGAAUAUUUGCUGUUGUCUUUCCAAGUAGAUAAGCUGCCAUUAAAAAAAGGCACUGAGCUGUUCACUCAACUGAGUUGAAGUAGAGUUGCUUGAUCACACGGGUUCAUUUCAUUUGUAUUCAAUGCAAUGUUUAAGUUAAGUGCUGUUAAAAAAUCUGUAAUGUUUAGAAUCCAGCAUCUGAAGUAUGCAACUUUAAAAAAAAAAAAAAAAAAGCCUAGGGAUAAUAACUAUUUAUUCUGUUAUCUUCAUUAUAGGUUCUCCAUUGAAUCUCUGGUAAGGUAGGAGUUCUUAAAAUUAAAAUAUACUUUAAGGCUUUUGUUUCUGAAAAUUUUGCAUUUAAAUGUUUCCACAUAAUCAGGCACUGUGUGCACAGCAUAUUUACUGAUAAACGCAACUGCAGUACCGCUGACAGCUCCUGGCACCUGUACACCCGUUUGGCGCGUUUCUAUAUCCAAGGCUGCAUUUCCCCCUAUGAAGGAGUGCUUUGGUAAUGGGGUGCCGUAUCUUUGUGCCGUACGCUCAGCUGCUGUAACCCUCUGACAUCACCGGGUGACCGCGAGGCUUGUGCUCGUCCCAGUGCGCGCGUCAGACCAGACACGCGCACGCGCACGCGCUUGUGGAACAGAGCCGACCUCACACCUCGUUAUCGCAUCUGACUGGCGAUCCGCAUUCACACCGUUGAUGUUCGCGGGAGUUGAGCACAGAUAGAGGACCGAUCGGCUGGUGAUAACAGGACGGCGGAAGAGGCUGGGAUCACGGCUGAAAAAAAUCAUUUCCUGCGGCAAACUCAUAAAAGCGUCCUUAAAUAAACUUCCCAUCCGAGUCGUUUCUUUGCACGUUUUCUGCUGUAAACAUGUACACAAAAAUAAACAGAGAGUUGAACCAGUGAAGGAUUUUGUAAAUGUGCAAGCUGGGGGGGGGGGGGGGGGCAUACUUGUUUACUGCCCUACAGGUGAGCCGGGCUAUUGGAAGCCCACCACCCCCCCCAACCCCUACCCCCUCCCUUUCCCCCAGCGAUGUUCCACAGUGAAGGUUCCAGCAGAGUUCUAAAGCACACACACACGCUGUUCUGUGGUUACCGUGGCGACAGUUCUAGAUUGCAUGCUAUUAGAGAUCGUUGUAAAUGGAAGGAGACCCUUUGACCUGUUUGGUGGCAGGGGAAAGAUGAGUCGCUCUCGAACGCCUCGCAGAAUCCCCCGUUUUACAUGCCGGAUGUUUACCUGAGGACUUCUCUCUGCCUACUGCUGCAUGGUAAAUACACCUAAAGAGUAGAGUUCUGCUCCAAACAGCUUCUAUUCGUAAAACAGUGGCUUGUGAUGUAAGAGCGCUUACGUGUUUUAAAAAAAAUAAUAAAAUAAAUUGUGGACUUGGUGGACUGUUACAUUUGUAGAAUGUACUAAUUGAACUUUAAGGAGCUCCAUCCGCAUUUAGUCGUUGGAACGUUCAUGUAAAUUUGAUUUUGCUGUAUAAACCAGUCUAAAGAAAUCAUGUUUUUUUUUUGUAUUUUUAUUUUCCAUGUCAAUGUUCUGUAUAGGUUUUCCGCACAGUUGACCAAGGAGUUGGUCCUAUCUGGGUCUGACCAAAGAGAUUUCUAUUGUAACAUUUUGUUGCUAAUUCAAGUUGUGAAAAAAGGGCAGAACACAGCAACACAAUUCCAAACUUCCAUUAACUGUCUUCCAUAUUCUGUUAUGUCACCAUUUGUGAAGCACUAUUGAGUUUUUAUUAAAUGGGGGAAGAACAUC
This is a messenger RNA of Anguilla anguilla (European eel), 4014 nucleotides long. RefSeq names its product atlastin GTPase 1 (gene atl1). The transcript is spliced from 14 exons. The coding region runs from base 169 to 1860 and encodes 563 amino acids. The record is from RefSeq and is a predicted model, not a curated record. NCBI's taxonomy places the organism in Eukaryota, Metazoa, Chordata, Actinopteri, Anguilliformes, Anguillidae. Gene Ontology annotation, molecular function: GTPase activity; GTP binding. Gene Ontology annotation, biological process: endoplasmic reticulum organization; protein homooligomerization.